GCGCAGACUCAGCCACUGUAGCCAGUGGGACAGCAAAGGGUCACUCUAAAAAUUGCUGCUGGGACUUGUCAGGUGGCUGCUGGUGGCUCCUCACCGGAUUUUCCUUCUCCCUUUCUCUCUCUCUACAGAUUACUUUCCCAAGAGGAGUCUGCUGCUGAGAGUUUGUCACCACAAGUCGGGGAGGCCACUUCACACAGGAGGCAAGCUCUUGCCUGUAAGUGUUUUCCAACAUGGCCCCCAAAAAGAAGACUAUCAAAAAGAACAAAGGAGAUAUCAAUGAGAUGACCAUAAUUGUAGAAGAUAGUCCCCUGAGCAAACUAAAUACUUUGAAUGGAAUCCUAGAGGGAGGCAAUGGCCUUAGCUGCCUUUCUUCUGAAUUAACAGAUGCUUCUUAUGGCCCCAAUCUCUUGGAAGGUUUAAGUAAAAUGCGGCAGGAGAGCUUCCUAUGUGACUUGGUCAUUGGCACCAAAACCAAAUCCUUUGAUGUUCACAAGUCAGUGAUGGCUUCAUGCAGUGAGUACUUUUACAACAUCCUCAAAAAGGACCCAUCUACACAGAGGGUGGAUCUGAAUGAUAUCUCACCACUGGGUCUGGCAACUGUCAUCGCAUAUGCCUACACUGGAAAGCUGACCCUCUCCUUGUAUACAAUAGGAAGCAUUAUUUCUGCUGCUGUUUAUCUUCAGAUCCAUACCCUUGUAAAGAUGUGCAGUGAUUUUCUGAUCCGAGAGAUGAAUGUUGAGAAUUGCAUGUACAUUGCUAACAUUGCUGAAACAUAUUCUCUGAAAAACGCAAAAGCAGCAGCCCACAAAUUUAUCCGGGAUAACUUCCUUGAAUUUGCAGAAUCAGAUCAGUUUAUGAAACUGACGUUUGAGCAAAUUAACGAACUCCUUGUAGAUGACGACUUACAGUUGCCUUCUGAAAUAGUAGCAUUCCAGAUUGCUAUGAAAUGGUUAGAAUUUGACCAAAAGAGAGUAAAAUAUGCUGCAGAUCUUUUGAGCAAUAUUCGCUUUGGUACUAUCUCCGCACAAGACCUGGUCAAUUAUGUUCAGUCUGUGCCAAGAAUGAUGCAAGAUGCUGAUUGCCACAAACUUCUUGUGGAUGCUAUGAACUACCACUUACUUCCAUACCAUCAAAACACAUUGCAGUCUAGGCGCACGAGAAUCCGUGGGGGCUAUCGAGUCCUCGUCACUGUUGGGGGACGUCCAGGCCUUACUGAGAAGUCCCUUAGUAGAGAUAUCUUGUAUAGAGACCCUGAAAAUGGAUGGAGCAAGCUUACAGAAAUGCCAGCCAAGAGUUUUAAUCAGUGUGUGGCUGUGAUGGAUGGAUUUCUUUACGUGGCCGGUGGUGAAGAUCAGAAUGAUGCAAGAAAUCAAGCCAAGCAUGCAGUCAGCAAUUUUUGCAGAUACGAUCCCCGCUUCAACACCUGGAUACACCUGGCCAACAUGAACCAGAAGCGCACGCACUUCAGCCUGAGCGUGUUCAACGGGCUCCUUUACGCCUUGGGCGGUCGCAAUCCAGAAGGCAGCCUGGCCUCGCUGGAGUGCUACGUGCCCUCCACCAAUCAGUGGCAGCCGAAGACGCCCCUGGAGGUGGCGCGCUGCUGCCACGCCAGCGCGGUCACCGACGGCCGAGUGCUGGUGACCGGAGGCUACAUCAGCAAUGCGUACUCGCGCUCGGUGUGUGCUUACGACCCGGCCAGCGACUCGUGGCAGGAGCUGCCGAGCCUGAGCACGCCAAGGGGCUGGCACUGCGCAGUCACCCUGGGCGACAGGGUGUAUGUGAUGGGGGGUAGCCAGGUAGGGCCGCGCGGGGAGCGCGUGGACGUGCUGACCGUGGAGUGCUACAGCCCGGGGACCCGCCAGUGGAGCUACGCGGCGCCGCUGCAGAUCUAUUUGCACUUUAACCCUUGUUCCUUGUUGAGGGAAUUGCAAGAAUCAUGGAAGCCUUACUCUGACCCUAAAAACUAAAUCAAGAUGGUUAAAAGCAACCUGGAUCCUAAAAUCCCUGGGAAGAACACCAAAUAAAAUUAUGUCCUUAAGGAUUAUUAACUUAACGCUUAUAUAGCCUGAAGAUUAUACAACCAACAACAAUAAUUUGAUUUCUCCCACUCUUUUAUAUGGAUGAAAGUGAAGGAAACAUUUGAAAUUCUUGGAUUUGCCGAUAGCAGGAUGACUGAGUUCUAUUGGUAAGUGCCAUUGUUGCCCGUUUCAUAGCAGACCUCCUGAUUUCUUAAUUAAAAAUCUAAUACAUUCAUUUCACAUAGAAAUAUUAAAAAAUAAUGCCCACUCAUGUAUUUUAACCUCAUCUCCAAAUUAGCUUUGCAAAAUAAAGUGUAUCCACUUGAUUUCGUUUUUCAUAUAGGUUUGCCAAGUUUGGAGCAAGGGAAUGAUUGUUGUAAAUGAUACAUAUUUUCCUUUCUUAUAAUUGAUCACUUUAUUCUUUGAUAGUUUGUUUUGAGGAGGAAGUGGCCUAUCAACUAUGGGUUAUGUGCAGUUGGAUUUUGAAAAAUAAAGCAAACUGUUUCAAUGGUUAAACAUGAGCUAUAUGGAAAUAUAACUGUGUUUUCAUUAAUCCCAUCCUCUCCCACCUUGUAUAGAUUAGGUUAUUGCUAGGGUUACAAUAUUUAUAUUUAAAAUAUGUUAUUGGCACUGUGAAAAGUGUUUCAUAUAGUACAUUUUGUGGAACAAUUUUAUAUCACUGCCCUGUAUGAAAAAUUUGAACUCUGUGCAUUUAAUGGUAACACUCAAGUAAUGGCUAAAGCAUGGUAAGUUAAGAACAAGAUAUUAUUAAUAAAAAACACUGGGCUGUUCUUUCAUCCCACACAGAGCUUGAGGAGCAUCUCCAUGUACAGAGCAGAUCUAAAAACACCUGCUCCUUUGACGCUUUAUCCGCCCAGGCUGAUAAAUAAAGGUGUGUGAGAAACUAGUUUGUGGAGCAAGUUAAAUCACUGAGCUCUGACGUUACCCAACUACAACAUAUAAACACUCAUUUGUCCUGGCAGCAUCAUUGGUGAAAUAAACUUUCCACUUUUAAUAAAUUAUUUUCAUGGUUUCUCCAUGUUUCCCAACUGGAAAAUUACUUCAUUUUUAUUAUGUCUUCAGCUUACAUUCAAUUACACUCCCAAGUCUUAGGAUCUAACCCUGUACCUUCUUUUAUUUUCCUGAAUGAAAAGGACUUGUUAUUUUUGUAAUGCCAGAGCCCUGUGAUUAAACAAAAGCAUCAGUUGAGGGCAUCAGAGAAAGAGCAUGUUACCCAGUCACUGAAAUAAUGCAACUCAAUCUCUCAUUUUCUGAAUAGGCCAGAGACCUGAUGAGAAAGUCUCCAGGAAGCCAGACUUUAAUGUAGUCUGUCCUUUUUUAGGUAGGUCCUUGGUGCCGAGUAGUCAUCUCUGAUGUACUAGUUGCAUUGGCAUUGAAUGAGUUUUAUUUUUACUUCCAGUGUUGUAAGAAUGGUUAUGAAUAGAAAGUCAGUGAUGGUACAGAUUAUAAUGCUAAACGAUGAGUAGAUGGCAGUGGAGUGUUGUCAGUGAGGAGGUAUAACUGAGGUAAUGAGGAAGUGAGGUUGUACUAAAUGGUUCUAUGAUUUAAGGCAAGGCAGUAACUAUAGUAAGUGUACUUUACAAACAUGCAUGCAAAUAGAGGUUUACCUGGAAAUAUGGAAUUGUUAAAAGGUCCAUUUUUUUGCUGGUUAUCCUGGCCAAAUAGCUUCAAAAUUCAUUCAAGUUGCUAGACACAAGCAACUAAAAUCACUUCAUUUAAUGAAUUUUCCCUGAAUUACAAAGAAAUGAAUUUAUGGAAUUUUUUCUGAAUGAUCUGUUGAAUUCUUCUCUGAAUGAAUCUCUGAAUGAGUUAGAUCCCCACCCCAGCCACUGACAAUUAUGUUUUCUAGCACAAGGCAGCAUUAAAAUGAAUUAUUUUUCAGUAUUUCUUUUCAUGCAAAUAAAAACGAUAGUGUAGUUUCCUAACCAUUCCUUCAUGGUAAUUAGGAAAACUAAAGAUUCUAAAAUAUUAAAGAUUUACCCUCCAGCACAUUCACAGGGUAAGCAACAUUUAAAUUUCCCUCUCAGGGAAUUUGAAAUAAAACACUUGUCUUGGAUACUCCUACAAAAGGUUGUAUUUAUUCAGCAAAUUUUGGCAAAAACUUGUUUUUUGUUUGCUUAAAACAUUCUGGUACUAUAUAAGGAACAACAAGCCAAAAUGUAUAGAGUGUUUGUAACCUCAUCACUAUCAAUAAAGCUGCAUUCAAAAACAGCUUGUCAGCAAUCAAACGUGGGCAGUUUUAAAGUGUCCUUU
Hipposideros armiger (great roundleaf bat) is the source of this 4292-nucleotide messenger RNA. RefSeq names its product kelch like family member 31 (gene KLHL31). Gene Ontology annotation, biological process: negative regulation of JNK cascade; negative regulation of protein phosphorylation. The transcript has 4 exons. Gene Ontology annotation, cellular component: nucleus. Gene Ontology annotation, molecular function: protein binding. The record is from RefSeq and is a predicted model, not a curated record. The coding region runs from base 231 to 1967 and encodes 578 amino acids. Lineage: Eukaryota; Metazoa; Chordata; Mammalia; Chiroptera; Hipposideridae.